AAGAGGAAACAAAAACAAGUGCGCUGAUCUUUAGAGAUAGUUUCUUGGUUGUUAAACAAAAAAAAAAAAAAAAAAAAAAAGCUCUGUAAAUAAAGACAGUCUUCCGAAAUCUUCGAAAGGCGAAAAGAUAAAAGCAAUUCUUAGGCAUAUAGAAGGGAAAGUGAAAACAUUUCUUUUUCUGUUAUUUUCUACGUUAAACAAGACGCACAUCUAACCGAGAUUGGUUGAGAAGAGAACGUGAUUUUAAAAUAUGUAAUCUAAUAAAUAUAAUAAUUGUCUAAAAGAAUAAAAUAUAAAUAAAUGGAUGCAAAAUACUAACACAAUAUUUUAAAUGUCUUUUUUACUUGCUUUUGAAAACGAUUAUGAAUGAUUGCUAUAGGAGUAAAAAUUUAAAACGUAACAUAGCAGCCUACUUUACAAUUGCUUUUCAAUAUCGUAUGUAUGAUAUGCACGUUUUAUAAAUGUAUACUGCUCGAGCUUCACAGUUUGCCAAAUCAAUAACUAUGGCAUGUAGUGUGCAAAAACAAACUUCAUCAUCGGCCGGUCCAGCUACACCGAAAUCCAAGGCCUUUGGAAUUCCGCGGGGAUCCUUGCCUACGGAUAUGGCACAGCCGCCUUUGGAAUUUCAAUGGCCGCCACCUACUCCCGCAUCAACGCAUACGAAUAACGUACGUUUGCACAUGAUGAAUCAGGAUCCAAAGGAUUUACAUACCGCCCGUGCCAUGAUUGAAGAAUUAAGAUCGAAAGUGCGUUGCCAAGCGGAGCAUAUUAUGAAAUGGCGCAAAACUUAUGCUCUACAGGUCCAACAGCACUAUCGCUAUCAGAAGGAAAAAAACGAUCAAUUGAAUGCUUUAACUUGUCAAUUAUUACUUUUAGAGUCACGUUUGAAACGCAAACAAAAACAGAUAGCCAGUCUCUUAAAUCAUCGCGAGAUGACUAUACAGAGACAACAAAAAAUUAUUGAUACUCUAUCGACUCGUUUAGUCGAUCAUGGUCUCGAGACAAUUGAAGCCAGUUACGCCACCGAAUUGGAUUCGCUUAAUGAUUCCGAUUCCGCUGUGGUUUUAGAGGACAUAGACUCAGACUCAAAUGUGACUUUAACCGGCAACCGGCGAAGAAGUAGCGGUAAUAUUGGUAAUAAUAUGACAAGUGACGGUAUCACCAUUGUACGUUCUAUAUCGGAUGCCAUUGAAACCAAUUUAACAAAGUAUGGUGUAACUAGACGUAAUAAUUGUUUCCUGCGUAGACCGGAAAUUUUAGAGACUGUUUAUUCCGUAGAAGAGGAUCCUGAGCCCACAUCUGAUGUAGCCGAGAAACGUGAUAAAUUCAAACAACGUUCUGAGAAAGCUUUGAGUUCUAGUUCAACGGAAGGACAAAUAGAUAAUGCCGAAGUUAAUACACCAACAUCCACAACAGUUAAUUCUGCAGCAACAGUAGGCAGCGGUGCUCAAAUUACUACCAAAGAGGGAGAUAAAAGAGAAGAUAAACCUACAGUAUGCGCUAUAAAAAAUGGUCAUAUGAAGUUACCGCAGUUGCAUAAUGUGAAAGCCCGUUCAAUGGAGGACUCAGCAAGAGCUUCUAGUAUAGAUGACGAUGAUAUGAAUGGAAAUAACUUGCCUAAAUCUAACCAGGUAACCAAUUAUAAUCGUGUCAUGUCCAAUCAUCGUUCAGUUACAAAACCUAAAGAUGUCAAAUAUAAACGCAUCAACAAAGCUAAGUCAAAAAGUCUUGAAGAACUGCGAGGUCGUCUCAAGAAUUUGGUGGAAAAAGUUGACCACCAAACAUCAGCUGCGGUGCAUUUAUCAAGCCCAAUGUAUGCGGCCAAUAUAAUACCACAAACAGCCCAAUCGUAUGCGUGACAAUUGCCGAAAGAAACGCAAGUACAGGACUCAGCUCAGAGCUUGAAUUCAACUCCAGUAAAAGUAAUUGACACGUCAAAGAUGCCCAUCAAGCACACCUCUGAGGUUUCACUGGCCGUUGCCAUUUUGCCCCUAGCUAAGCACGCAGCUCCAAAGCGAUCACUCACAUUACCACGUGUAUUGGUACCCCAGGCAGCUUUGCAUAACGGCAGCAGUGGUACGACUGGUACAGGCAAUGGUAGUGUAAGUGGUCGUAAAACU
This is a messenger RNA of Glossina fuscipes, 2120 nucleotides long. RefSeq lists its product as uncharacterized. The coding region runs from base 462 to 1859 and encodes 465 amino acids. The transcript has 5 exons. The record is from RefSeq and is a predicted model, not a curated record. NCBI's taxonomy places the organism in Eukaryota, Metazoa, Arthropoda, Insecta, Diptera, Glossinidae.